AUGGAUCCCGGCACAGCUCUCGCGGUCGUCGGCCUUUUGCUCCAGGUUCUGAUAGGGAUCAAGGAGUAUUAUAAAUCUUGGAAGGACUGCGAUAACGGUGUCAAACAAUUCAUGGACGCACUCCAGCGGGCGGAGAAGGUGCUGGCACGCCUUCACACGACGCUGAAGAGGCCACAUCUCGAAGACGCUAUCGUGCCGACAAUCCGUGACGCGCGUGACGAUAUGGAGGAUCAUAUGGAAGCGAUGCUUAGGAAGUUCAAGAACGACGGUUCUCCUUCGACCAUGAUGCAAACCCUGAAGCAAUUGGGGCGCCGGGCUUGCUACCCCUUCCGCAAGAGCACCAUCUCAAGAUUCAUGGAGAUUAUUGAGGACGUCACCGGCAAGCUCAGACUUGCAAUUGAACUGCUUUCAUUGUGA
Messenger RNA from Colletotrichum chrysophilum, 417 nucleotides. RefSeq lists its product as uncharacterized. The record is from RefSeq and is a predicted model, not a curated record. The transcript has a single exon. Bases 1 to 417 code for a protein of 138 amino acids. NCBI's taxonomy places the organism in Eukaryota, Fungi, Ascomycota, Sordariomycetes, Glomerellales, Glomerellaceae.